AUAGAUAGAUAGAUAGAUAGAUAGAGAGAUAGAGAGAUAGAGAGAUAGAUGUUUGUGGUGCGUUGCUAGGCAACCGUUAGCAUUGUUGUUCUGUGGUGGUCGUGAUUCUCGUGGCUUUUCCGCCUGUUGGGUCCCCAGAAGAGACGCAGCCGCAGGAACCAUGUCGAGCCCGGAGGAGCAGGCCAACCUCGGCAGGGCGCUCGACUUUCUUCGCCGGUGGGACCGCGGCGACGGGCCGGUUCGGGUCCGCCUGCUGAGGAGCUUUCUGAACCGAAACGCGAGGAAGACGUUCUACGAGCUGGAAGUGGACCUGGCGCAGACCGCCAGCCUGCUUCUGGCUCGGAUCACCGUCUGGAUGAGAGUCUCAUUCACGGCUGAAGGCUUCUUGGCUCUCCAGCUGAAGGCUCUUGGGAUUUUUCUUUCUGCUUCCAACCACGAUCAGUACCUGAUGGAGUUCCUGCAGGGCGGGGGCGUUGUCAUCCUCCUGGACGUCCUCAGCAGCUCCCAGGUCCAAAAUGACGACAAGACGGAAGCUCUUCGUCUUCUGCUGAACAUCUCAGAUGCUGGUCGCAAAUACAAAGAGUUUAUUUGUGAGCAUAACGGUGUGGAAAUCUUAUCAGACUGCAUGGUGGGUUCGGACGGAGGGGACGCUGCAGGGGCUCUCCUGGAGUCCCUGUCACAUGGAAACCCCAAAUACCAGGACCAGAUCUAUAGAAGCCUGAUUGGCCUCCUGACCCGGGUCCGGCCCAGAGCCCAGCUGCUGCUGCUGCAAACCUUACGCUCCGUACAGCUCAAACUGGGUCCAGCACAUGACGGCAUUGUGGCUCCUCUGCUGAACACGCUCAGGUCCCUGCACCUCGAUGUCCAGGAUGAAGCUUGUAAUCUGAUCAGAGACCUGAUGGGUGACGGUGUGAGAGUGAAGCUGCUCUCUGGACUUGUUGCUCUCCUGAAGCCCGUCGAGGAAGAGACAAGAGAACCUGAGGUGACCGGAUCGCUUGCCGUCUUUGUCCAACAAGCUGCAGCAGCGACAGCGAUCCGGUCUUUGGCUGAGGAAGAUGAGGAGAUUUCUCGUGAGCUUCUUUCUCUUGGAGUCGUUCCAAACCUCCUGUAUGCGUUGGGGAACCAAGAACACGGCGAGGCCCAAAUCCAAGCCAGCCUCGCCUUAGAGCACUUUGUACGCUCAGAUCCGAGCGUUGGAGCUCAUGUGCGCAGAGUCAUGGGCAGCCAGCUGUUUGCGGCCUUCACUCACAGCAAAGCAGACACUUUACACAUGAAAAUGGAUAAAAGACAAGCAGAAGUUCUGCUAUCAAACCAUCUCCACAUUGAUCCAGUUUUGGACGGUGUUGUCUGACUGCUGACCGGAGGAGCUUUUCAUUUCAGCCUCACGUCCUAAAGACUGUUAAAACAAUUCACGCAUUCAAAACAAAAAUCCUAUUUGUGUCCAAGGGAUUGGAAUUUGUGAGGACAAAUAGUUUCUUAAUUUCUAGUCUUUAAUUAAAUAAAGAUUAAAUGAAGAGCCA
This is a messenger RNA of Oryzias latipes (Japanese medaka), 1520 nucleotides long. NCBI's taxonomy places the organism in Eukaryota, Metazoa, Chordata, Actinopteri, Beloniformes, Adrianichthyidae. The record is from RefSeq and is a predicted model, not a curated record.